Molecule: messenger RNA, 165 nt
Organism: Paramecium pentaurelia
Lineage: Eukaryota; Ciliophora; Oligohymenophorea; Peniculida; Parameciidae
Source: the annotation of a GenBank genome assembly
AUGACUGUGAUGACAAUUACAUCACAAAAAUUACCUAAAAAUUUAGUCGAUUUAGUUGGAUAAAUGUUGCAACAAUCUGUUGAAAUUACAGAAUCCAAAAACUUAAAAGCUUUAAAUAAUCAAUUCUAAAAUUUUGAAGCUGAUUUAGAAAAAAUAAAUGAAUGA